Monomorium pharaonis (pharaoh ant) is the source of this 1438-nucleotide messenger RNA. Its product is annotated as venom acid phosphatase Acph-1. Gene Ontology annotation, biological process: dephosphorylation. The record is from RefSeq and is a predicted model, not a curated record. Bases 16 to 1425 code for a protein of 469 amino acids. The transcript has 8 exons. NCBI's taxonomy places the organism in Eukaryota, Metazoa, Arthropoda, Insecta, Hymenoptera, Formicidae. Gene Ontology annotation, molecular function: phosphatase activity.
GCGUACCGAGACAACAUGCAUUUGUGUAAAGUUAUAUUGCUUGCGUUUAGGGCCACUUUUGCGAGUCUAAGUCCCAUAAUCCCUUUCAAUACUGCAUUCAGUGGCUUAAACUCGAACAAGUCUUCAAAGAGCUUAGUCUGUUGUUGCACGUCAUCGAGUAUUAGAAGUGCUAGCAACAUGGUCUCGUUCCGCAUACUCGACAAUUAUUUAUCAGUUGGUCUAAUCAUCAGCUUAAACGCUAUUCUACUCGCAGGUGCACCAUCAGAGCUUAAGUUAGUCAAUGUGGUAUUUAGACAUGGCGAUCGGACACCUGACAAUGGAAACGAAAUGUAUCCGAAUGAUCCCUAUUUAAAUUAUUCCUUCUUUCCGGAGGGCAUAGGACAAUUAACCAAUACGGGCAAAGACCGCGAGUAUGAAUUAGGACGAGUUUUGUACAGCAGAUAUAAGAAUUUCUUGGGAGAUCUGUACCUGCCAAAACUCGUCGUCGCUCACAGCUCCGAUUAUGAUAGAACAAAAAUGUCUUUGCAAUUGGUCCUCGCCUCCUUGUUUCCGCCAAGAGAUAAACUACAACGGUGGAAUCCUACUUUAAAUUGGCAACCGAUUCCGACCACAUACGUGCCACGUGUUGACGAUAAUUUUUUCUUGUCUGACGAAUGCCCACGAUACCUCAAUGAGUAUGAUCGAGUGCUAGAGUUGCCCGAAAUUAAAAAAAAAAUGUCUCACUUCAAAGGCAUGAUGAAUGAAUUAACAAAGCUAACCGGCAAGAAGAUCGAAAAGCCUCUGGAUAUGGCUAAUUUAUAUCAUACUUUUGUAGCGGAGUCAUCCAUGAAUUUGACUCUUCCUAAAUGGGCAUACGAUUAUUUCCCGGACGGUUCAUUAUUUGACGGAAUCAUAGCUGCAUACAAUAUUGGAAAUUAUUCUCCUUUAUUAAGGAGGCUAUAUGCUGGCCCGAUGAUUCGUAUCAUGACAGAGAAUAUGUUAGCGGUGUUAGCCAUACAAAAUGCAAACCGUACAAAGUUAAAAACGAAAAUUUAUUUAUACGGUGGUCACGAAACUAACAUCGCGACAUUGUUGCAUGCAUUCAAAGUAUACAAACCUCAUGUACCUGAAUAUUCUAGCGCAAUUAUUUUAGAAUUGUUACAGCAAAACAAUCAGUAUUAUGUAAAGCUUUUACAUUAUCGAGGCAUUCCAUCCAUUAUCGAUGAACUUACAAUCCCAGGUUGCAAAACACUCUGUCCUUUUAAAAAGUUUUCGUAUCUAAUUCGGAAUUUAAUUCCAUCUGACGAGGAAUUGGUUUGUGACAAGAGACAGACUUCAGAUUACGCAAAUACAAAAUAUCCUGCUACCUUGGAAAAUACGACGUACAAUUUAAUAAAAUCAAUAAUUUCUUUAAAUGAUACAGAUAGUAUCAUUUAUAUUAAUUAAAAUAUACAAAGUA